AUGUAUGAAAAACCGAAAAUAAACUGGGAAGAUAUAUUGGUUAUCAUUGCAUACUUUGUUAUUGUUAUAUCCGCAGGAAUAUUUGCAUCAUGUCGGAACAGAGGAAGCAUUGGUGGAUACUUUUUGGCUGGGCGUAGUAUGCACUGGAUUCCGGUUGGGGCUUCUUUGUUUGCAAGCAAUAUUGGAAGUGGUCAUUUUGUUGGACUUGCAGGAUCUGGAGCGGCCGGUGGUAUCGGUAUAUCUAUUUUUGAAUUAACUGCAAUAUUUAUACUUCUGUUAUUGGGAUGGAUAUUCGUACCUGUUUAUAUUUCUUCAGCAGUUUACACAAUGCCAGAAUAUUUGAAAAAACGAUUCGGAGGAAAACGUAUCCGUAUUUAUCUCAGCGUUCUUGCUUUGCUCUUGUACGUUUUCACAAAAAUAUCGGCAGAUCUAUACUCUGGAGCUUUGUUCAUCAAAAUGGCGAUUGGAAUGAAUAUUUAUCUUGCCACUCUUAUACUUUUGGCUGUUGCUGCACUUUUUACAAUAGGAGGGGGACUAACCGCGGUCAUUUGGACGGAUUUUGUGCAGACAUUGAUCAUGAUUGUCGGCGCAUUUGUUCUUAUGGUUCUUGGAUUUAUUGAGGUGGGUGGUUACGAAAACCUAGUAAGAAAAUACCUUAAUGCGAAACCGAACACAACAAUGAUCUACUGGGAUGAUAAAAAUUCGUCCAAGUAUAAAUACGUAGAUUGUGGGUUGCCGUCAAAAUAUUCCAUGCAUUUGUUUCGACCGUAUGAUGACCCCAAUCUACCAUGGCCAGGAGUAAUAAUUGGGCUUACUAUUUCAUCGAUAUGGUAUUGGUGUACUGAUCAGGUAAUUGUUCAACGUGCCUUAGCAGCCAAAAAUAUCUCCCAUGUUAAAGGUGGCACUAUUUUGGCUGGUUAUUUGAAAUUUCUACCCUUGUGGAUUAUUGUAUUCCCUGGUAUGAUGGCUCGAGUUAUGUUCCCAGAUACAGUUACCUGUGUUGACCCGGAUGUUUGCGAGAAAUUCUGUCAAAGCAAAUCUGGUUGCACUAAUACUGCCUAUCCGAGGCUUGUGCUAAAACUAAUGCCCAGUGGUCUCAGAGGUUUAAUGAUGGCUGUCAUGAUGUCUGCCCUCAUAUCAUCCUUGACAUCUAUCUUCAAUAGUGCCAGUACUAUCUUCACUAUCGACAUUUGGAGGAGAAUACGAACCAAGUCAUCCGAUAUGGAAUUGAUGAUUGUUGGAAGAGUUGUUGUCAUUUUUCUGGUUGGUAUUAGCGUCGUAUGGAUUCCAGUCAUCCAGAAUAUUCCAACAAUGUUCCACUAUAUCCAAGCCGUAACAAGCUAUUUGGCACCACCAGUGUGCGCCAUAUUUGUUUUAGCAGUUUUUUGGAAACGAACUACAGAACCGGGCGCAUUUUAUGGCCUAAUGGUUGGCUUAGUGGUUGGUAUGAUUCGCUUCAUUUGGGAAUUUUCAUACCCGUCUGUUCCAUGUGGUGAAGAAGAUACCCGUCCACCAAUUAUAAAAGAUGUUCAUUAUUUGCAUUUCGGAAUAAUUCUGUUUGGCGUGUCAUUAAUUGUAUCUGUCGUAGUCAGUAUACUAACGAAACCAAUAGACAGCAGCCAUUUAGAAGGAUUGACGUUCUGGACAAAGGGAAUGACCUUCCGCUGGAAGAAAAUAGCCAAAAUAAAUACAAUAUCUAACCAAGUUUCUUGUCAAGAAUCAACCGCGACCAUUGCUAGCAUGAGCGUUGAAAGUAAUAAAGAACCUAUUAACGAAACAGCUGAAUUUGCUCCAGAGCCGUGGUACAGGGUUGCGUUUAAUUGGAUCUGCGGCAUUGAAAAGAUGAAGGACACAAAAGAGUUAACUGAAGAGGAGAAAAUGGCACGGCUCGAUUUGCAACAGGGAUGUACACUUUCUUCCUCUUCUGUAAACAGCUCGACUUACAACAGGGACGUACACUUUCCUCUUCUCUUUGGUUUUCUUCUUUCUUUCCUUCUUCCUCUUUAUACAAUUUAG
Molecule: messenger RNA, 2016 nt
Organism: Acanthosepion pharaonis
Lineage: Eukaryota; Metazoa; Mollusca; Cephalopoda; Sepiida; Sepiidae
Source: the annotation of a GenBank genome assembly